This is a messenger RNA of Pestalotiopsis fici W106-1, 1206 nucleotides long. RefSeq lists its product as uncharacterized. The coding region runs from base 1 to 1206 and encodes 401 amino acids. The transcript has 2 exons. Gene Ontology annotation, cellular component: fungal-type vacuole. Gene Ontology annotation, biological process: proteolysis. Gene Ontology annotation, molecular function: aspartic-type endopeptidase activity. Lineage: Eukaryota; Fungi; Ascomycota; Sordariomycetes; Amphisphaeriales; Sporocadaceae. The record is from RefSeq and is a predicted model, not a curated record.
AUGGGCUGCUUUACACUUCUAACCUUGGCCGCCGCCGCAUCGGCUAGUGUCAUUGAGCUGCCUGUGCACAUACAAAACACAUAUGCCUCAGUAGAAUUCCAGGUCGGCACUCCAGGCAAGACGACCCGGCUGCAAUUCGACACAGGAUCUUCGACGGCAUGGAUGGUCGGUACCGGCUGCACAGACACCUCGUGUCCCAACUCGAGCGGCUACGACCGCAUCGAGUAUAACACCUCGGCUUCCUCAACUUCUGUAGACCUGGGCUCGUUUGCGCGGAUUCCGUACAUUGACGGCGAUGCCGUGACGGGAGAGGCCAUUCAGGAUGUCUUUGUGGAUGAAGCCGGCACUCUCGAAUGGAAUCAGACAUUCCUAUCCGUGAACCAGAGCAGCUGGCGCUUUACGACGGCCGACGGCCUGCUCGGUCUCGGUUUCUCGUCCAUUGCCGAGAAUUCAACGUCUUCUCUGGUCGAGACCCUGCUGUGGGACAACCAACUGGACGAAACGCGGUUCUCUCUGUUUUACGGCACCGACCUGAGCGAUGCGGGCAAAGACGGCGUCCUGACCAUUGGCGGCAGCCACGAGGACACAUAUGUUGACGGCGAGGUAGCCUACGUCCCGCUGCGCCAGGAGAACCCGUACCAGCUGUGGCGGACGGCGCUGCGAUCUGUCAACGUGCUGGCCACCCGCGAGGCCAACUCUACGGUCACGGUGCACAACGGCCAGCUUCCCACGACCAAUGACCCGGCCGGCACGUGGCCUAAGUCCAACACGACCUGGUCAAUGUACGGCGCCGGCACGGCCGUGUUCGACACUGGCGCCGGCCGCAUCUCCGUCCCCGACGAGAUCAUUGACGCCGUCUACUUCAACCUGGGCUGGAACGUGACCAAGCUCAUGAACGGCGAGGAGCGCAUGGAGUGCCAGCACCUGAACGCGUCCUGGGCCAUCUCCUUUACCCUUGGCGAGGGCGACGAGGCUGAUGACAAGACGUUUACGAUCCGCGGUGACGAGUUCACCAGACCUGGCGACCAGUGCAUGCCCCCGGUCGACAACAGCGGUGGCAAUGGUUUUGCGCUCAUUGGUGCUGCUUUCCUGCGCCGCCACUACUCCGUCUUCGACUUUGGUGCUACCGAGGUUGCCGAUUACCAGCCCAAGAUUGGCUUCGGAAGACUCAAGGAGGAAUAUGAUUACAUGUAUGCAUCAACAUAA